This is a messenger RNA of Carya illinoinensis, 1868 nucleotides long. Its product is annotated as F-box/FBD/LRR-repeat protein At1g13570-like. Bases 458 to 1735 code for a protein of 425 amino acids. The record is from RefSeq and is a predicted model, not a curated record. Gene Ontology annotation, molecular function: protein binding. The transcript has 4 exons. Lineage: Eukaryota; Viridiplantae; Streptophyta; Magnoliopsida; Fagales; Juglandaceae.
UGAUACCUGUUGCACCCCUUCGUACAAAGCCAUCAGCCAAAGAAUUGCAUUCUCUGUUAACAUGUCGAAAACUGAAGCAUAAUCCCUCUUAACAACCUUAACAUCUCCUCCCAAAAAUCCUUCAAAUACCACAUACCAGACCUCUUCUUCUUUAUCCAAUCAAUCACCAGUUUUGAGUCCAUCUCAAUGAUCUCUAUAUUUUGCAAACCUGGGUAUCUCACUAUGCGCAACCCUUGAAUCAAACCCAUAAAUUCAGCAAAAUUAUUAGAAUGAAUACCAGUAUGGAUAGCAAACCCAGAAAUCAAAUCUCCCCUAUAAUCUCUGAUGGCACCUCCCGCACCCGAAGAGACCGGAUUUCCUAACGAACGACCAUCAACGUUCAAUUUAUACCAACCUUGCUGCGGUCUCAACCACUUCACAAUCAGAGUAGCUAUGUUCUUUUGAGGCUUAACAGAAUAUGAGGAAAGUUUAUCAGCCUGGUACGACAGAGAUGGAAGAGCACACUGAUGUUGACAGGAUUAGCAAUCUACCAUGGGAUGUAUUAGACACAAUUCUUGUCAGCAUGCCAUUAAAAGAAGCUGCAAGGACUAGUAUCUUAUCGAGUCAAUGGAGAUCUAAAUGGACUGGCCUUUCACAGUUCAUUAUUAACGACGCAUGUCUCCCCACUUAUUUAUCAGACAAAGUAUUGAGAUGGAAAGAAAUCAUGAAAAUCAUUCAGCAGGUCCAGUCAAAUCACAGUGGCUCAAUCGAGAAGUUUGAGCUUGCUGCUUAUUGUCACCCAAACCAUUCUGAUUUGGAGCAGUGGAUUCAGUUUUUAACAGAGAAAGGUAUCAAGGAGUUGAUUCUGCAGGAGCUUGCCAAUGUUAAGCGUUUUAAGUUGCCUUCUCGCCUAUUCUCUUGUCAGCAGUUAAGUUGCUUGGAACUUAAUGGUUGCAUAGUCAGUCCACCUCCUACAUUCAGAGGUUUUAACUGUCUUGCAAGCCUCCAUCUCACUCAUGUUUCCAUUAGCAGUGACACACUAGAAGUUUUAGUUGGUAGCUGCCCCGUACUUGAAAGGUUGAUGUUGUUGCACAUUCAUCCCCCAUCUUUUCUUAAGAUCAACAGUCUUAAACUUAAGCACCUAAAAAUAGAUUCCCAGUUUCAAGAUAUUUGUCUCCAAAACGCUCCCCUUCUUUGGAGUGUUGAUAUUCGCUUAAGGAUCAUACCCCAGCGUCCUGAUCAAGUAAGAGCUUGCAAUUUGGUCGGUGUUAUUGGUUGUCUGCAUGGUAUUGGCAAGCUUAUUUUACACCGUGAUUUUCUUGAGUUCCUUGCUUAUAAUGUACCAGAGAGACUUCCUACCAUGCUUGACCAUCUGUUUGCGCUUGAGCUAAGGGAAAUCAGAUUUGAGAGCAGAAAGGAUGUGAGGGUCUUGUUUUCCCUGCUUGGUAGAGCCCCAAAUUUAGAGGAACUGACUAUUUCAGUUGAUCCUACUUUUGCGGAUUCAAACCCUCUCGUGCAUUUUAUGAAGGAACAGUGCCUAUCAGGCUCAUACUUCAACGAACUCAAAGUUGUGAAGAUAAGAGGUAUAUGGGGCACAACAACUGAGUUGGAAUUUAUCUGGUUUAUUCUUGCACAUUCGCCGGUGCUUGAGAUGAUGACUAUUAUAAAAUAUAGAGGUGAAAGGCUUUCUGAAUCGCUACUUCGAAGAGUUGAGUGGGCUUCAAAACAUGUGAAGGUUAUUAGUUUAACCUUGUAAGCCUUGUCUCUUCGAGGUAUCCCUAAUUCAGUCUUUGCAUACUUGCAUGUUCUCAGUUUAUAUUCUAGAAUAUCAAGAACUUCAAACAAUUUAUAAUUUUAGAUAAAAGUUGAAAGUUAAAUAAAAUAUUAUU